UUUUGACUCUUUUGAUGACAGUAGAAGUUUCGCUCCUGACUGUUUUCGUUGCGUUCAAAGGGCAAAAUGACACGGUAGCACCUGUCUGCUAUUGCCGUUUGCAGUAAAAAUGUUGGUCGGGAUGUAACAGGUCAGUUGAAGUUUGUUGUACACAAUCACUGAGAGAUGGCGAACCCACUGCGCGGAGAGGUAGUGCGACUAUACAAAACUUUGCUGUUUCUUGGACGGGAGUACCCAAAAGGAGCAGACUAUUUCAAAGACAGGCUACGGGCUGCUUUUGCCAAGAACAGGGAUAUGAAAGACCCAGAGAAGAUCAAAGAACUCAUCAGCCGUGGAGAAUUUGUGGUGAAAGAGCUUGAAGCGCUGUAUUACCUUCGGAAAUACAGAGCUUUGAAGAAGCGAUAUUAUGAUAUAGAUGAAUGACUGCUACAUGAAAUUACUUUGCCUGCGAUUUCCAAUAACAGGGCAAUAGCGAUGGUAUAAAUGCUGUGAUUAUAUUGAACGUGUGAAUGUAAAUAAAUCAAGUGGAUUGUAA
Triplophysa rosa is the source of this 535-nucleotide messenger RNA. It is a transcript of the gene lyrm5b, whose product is annotated as LYR motif containing 5b. Gene Ontology annotation, biological process: respiratory electron transport chain. Lineage: Eukaryota; Metazoa; Chordata; Actinopteri; Cypriniformes; Nemacheilidae. The transcript is spliced from 3 exons. The record is from RefSeq and is a predicted model, not a curated record. Bases 166 to 423 code for a protein of 85 amino acids. Gene Ontology annotation, cellular component: mitochondrion.